Messenger RNA from Bicyclus anynana (squinting bush brown), 1423 nucleotides. RefSeq lists its product as uncharacterized. Lineage: Eukaryota; Metazoa; Arthropoda; Insecta; Lepidoptera; Nymphalidae. The transcript has 8 exons. Gene Ontology annotation, molecular function: protein binding. The record is from RefSeq and is a predicted model, not a curated record. Bases 1 to 1392 code for a protein of 463 amino acids.
AUGGCUUCAAGUCUUCUGAAUAAUUCGACGUACAGUCGAUUUAAUUUAUCUCAAAGCGAAUCAGACAUCCAAGUGUUUGUCAAAGAGUAUGCUGAUCGUAUUGAAGAACAAUUGACCCGCGAAGACGAAGGCAGUAAGAGUGCUUUCUUAUCGUUCGCUGAGAAGAGAUUGAGCUUAACCGACGUAGCAUGGCUUCAAGAUAACCAAGAGAGAUUUAUAAAGGAUACCCACAAUGAGAAUUUGAUAAGCUUAAACUAUUUGUCACAGACUGGGUUCAUUUGUUCUAUGAUUUAUUCUCCUGAUGGUGAACAUUUAGUUGUUGGCCAUUCUACAGGACUAAUUCAGAUGCGUCAUGGAAGUACAGGAGUUGUUCUUUGUACUUUACGUAACAUACAGUUUCCGCCGAAACCUGUUUUUGCUUUGGAGUAUAGUCGGCUAGAAGAGCGAGUGUGCUAUGCAACUUGCACGGAUGGAAUCAUAUAUCGUAUUGAGAUACCAAAUAUGGAUACAUCAAUUGAUGACCCACCAGCAUUUUGCAUUCGAGCGGAUCCGGCUUUAGAGUGCCUAAACACGCAAUACUAUGGGAGCCCUAGCAUUUCCUCCUGCUCUACUCCAUGGAUAACUCACCGAUCGGCUGCGCUAGCCCUGGGGAUAACGGCUAACCAAUCGAAAAUGGUUGUCGGCUACUCGGACACUUCCAUUAAAGUCUACGAUAUGGAGACAUUACAGGCGGAUACAACAUACAAGGUACAAAAGCUGCGCCUCCAGUUCAUACCAAAGAAGCUGCAGAGGAUACACUUUGGACAAGUGUGCGCUAUCCGUUGUCAUGACCAAAGACCCUAUAUAUUCGCCAGCGGGGCGUGGGAUAGAACUUUAAGGAUCUGGGACUUGAGAUGUAAAGUCGGAUGUGUGAUGACUUUUGAAGGAGUGAACAUUUGUGGUGAUAGUAUUGAUUUGAAUAGAGAUAACUGCAUCGUUGGUAGUUGGCAGCCGACUGAAGCCUUCACUGUAUGGGAUUUAGUUGCCAAGAAAAAGUUGCACACCGUCCGAGUGCAGAACAGACGGCCAGACGUCGACGGCGAAUAUAUUUACGCCUGUCGAUACUGGAGAUCUAAGGAGUUAAAUCGUAAAGGCAAAUACGGCAUCAUCGGCGGCAGCGGAACCAACUGCGUCGAGGUCAUUAACCUCCACAACCGAUACAUCAGCUGUUCCUAUCCUGCACAAGGAACAGUUCUGGCCAUCGCCAGCCACAAUGAUAGAAUUGCGUUCGGAGGCACCACGCCGGUUUUGAGCAUCGUAAGCUUCCACGAUCCCAAGCAUGAGAAGUAUGUUGUGGAAUCCGAACCGGAAUACGACUACACUGUCAGAGAUCCUCAUUGGUUUGAUGAUUAGAGUGAUACGGCUUGAAACAUAGAUAUACUCA